AUGGCUAACCUAGUUAUGGUGGGGUGGGGGAGUUGUCUCAAGAACUGCGUGAAGUUUGAAAAGUUGAUGUUUCCGGGUAUCUCGGGGAUCCCAGAUUAUAUAUGCAAGGGGGGCAUGUAUGUACUUGUAGGUACUGGAUUAAAAUCAGUUGAGAGUUUGGCUUGGGCGCUUGAGUUGGCAAAAGAUUCUGCAUAA
Messenger RNA from Sclerotinia sclerotiorum 1980 UF-70, 195 nucleotides. RefSeq lists its product with no specific name. The transcript has 3 exons. The record is from RefSeq and is a predicted model, not a curated record. Lineage: Eukaryota; Fungi; Ascomycota; Leotiomycetes; Helotiales; Sclerotiniaceae. Bases 1 to 195 code for a protein of 64 amino acids.